CAACUCCAAUUACUGUACAGAAUAAGGAAUCUAACGAUACAUAACUAUGAGCGAACUAUCUACUUUAGAAGGUUUUAUUUGUGGUGCUCUAGCUUCUUGCGGUGCCGUCACCCUCAGUAACCCGAUGGAAGUGGCCAAAACGAGACUACAAUUACAAGGUGAAUUAGCGAAAGAAGGCAUAAAAGUCUACAACAACGUCGGUGAAGUAUUCACAAAAACUUACAAGAAUGAGGGUAUCAGAGGUUUACAGAGGGGUUUAGGUACUUCUUACGUCUAUCAAACGGCACUCAACGGCUGCAGACUUGGAUUCUAUGAACCGGUUAGAAGGCAAUUAAAUGGUUUAUUUGGUAUCCCAUUGGAGAAGAAUGUCACAUCUACAUCUGUCGGUGCAGGUAUCGUCAGUGGAAUGAUGGGUGCAGCGAGCGGGAAUCCAUUCUACCUCAUUAAAGCUCGUAUGCAAGCUUACAGCCCUAGUCUACCUGUAGGAACCCAGCAUCAUUACAGACACGGUUUUGAUGCACUCAGAUCGGUCGUACGAGUGGAAGGUUUGGGCGGUUUGCUCAGAGGAAUUGAUGCAGCGAUCUUGAGAACCUGCAUGGGUAGCUCCGUACAAUUACCUACAUACAUAGCUGCAAAGACUUACUUCUCGAAACAUGGUAUAUUUGAACCAAACUCAUUAGCAAACUUCAUCUUCUCCUCUAGUAUCUCUGGUGCAUGUGUCUGUUUAAUGAUGCAGCCACCAGAUGUUAGUCUUACAAGAAUGUACAACCAACCUACGAUCAAACUUGAAAAUGGGAAGACUGUUGGACAAUUCUACAAGAACCCAAUUGAUUGUAUGUACAAGACCGUAAGAGCAGAAGGCUUUACAGGGUUAUAUAAGGGUACAAGUGCACAAUUUUUGCGUAUUGCACCACAUACUGUUUGCUGCUUGGUCUUUAACGACCUCGUUUGCGGUUGGUAUUCCAACUUCAAGCAUGAUUAUUUCAAAAGCACGACAACAUCGUCAUAGAAAUUGUAUCUUAUAGAAUAACACG
Messenger RNA from Wallemia mellicola CBS 633.66, 1034 nucleotides. Its product is annotated as mitochondrial carrier. The record is from RefSeq and is a predicted model, not a curated record. The transcript is spliced from 4 exons. The coding region runs from base 47 to 1009 and encodes 320 amino acids. NCBI's taxonomy places the organism in Eukaryota, Fungi, Basidiomycota, Wallemiomycetes, Wallemiales, Wallemiaceae.